This is a messenger RNA of Salvia splendens (bonfire salvia), 1807 nucleotides long. RefSeq lists its product as uncharacterized. NCBI's taxonomy places the organism in Eukaryota, Viridiplantae, Streptophyta, Magnoliopsida, Lamiales, Lamiaceae. Bases 5 to 1807 code for a protein of 600 amino acids. The transcript has 6 exons. The record is from RefSeq and is a predicted model, not a curated record.
AGUGAUGGCAACAACAACUAGUGAAGAAGAAGGUGUGAAAAGCAGAUGUGAAUUCAAGUGUAUGCAUUCACUCUAUUAUGUUCUUGACUCCCAAAAUGGCUUCUCUUCUGAGAUGAUAGUUCAUCGAACGAGCUUUGAUGAAGAAUGUCGAAAAAUUCAAUAUGGAGCAGAAUUCGCAACGAGUAGUAGAGGUCGAACACCAGAAGAAGAUGCACAAAUUGAUCAUCUAAUGGAGAGUAGUCACAAGUUAGCAACCGAGACUAGCCUGAGAUUUUAUGAGUCGUGCUUGUGUCAGUCGGAUGAUCCAACGAGCUCUAACCACAAACGCCCUGCUGCACAACUUGGGGCAAAAUUCGGGUCCAAGCCAUUCUCUAGUGCAUUGGAAGUUCUGAGCUCGGACAAGGACUUGCUCGUCAUGGAAUUGUUGUCCGAGUCAUACUGCCUGCCUCAGAAUUGCAUCAACAGUCUUCAAACUGAGAAACAAGCAGUAACUCUCAAGCCUGGGCUUCAAAAGAGACAGCAUUCGGGAAGAUUCGCUUGUCAUUGCUCAUCAGGGGAGGCUGGUGAUGGAUCGAGAGUAACGUCUCUCUCUGUCAGAGAGAUCAAGAGGAAGCUGAAGCACACCUUUGGAAGCAACAGAAGAAUAGAUUCAGACCAUUUGCCUACGUUUAGACUUCCCCACGGCAGAUCCAUUUUCGGAUAUGACUGCAUUUAUAAUGGAGUUGAAACUAAUAGUCCUUUGAAUACUAACACUAAUGCAAAGGCAAGGGAAAAGGUGGCCAAGAAAGAAGCCUUCAUGAAGGUGGGAAGGGAGCCUGCUGUGGCCGGAGAGGCUGAAAUUGCGCGCAAGAAAAUAGACGUCUCAAGAGAUGUAUUGUCUGAGAAACAUGGAGUGGAUGUUGCUGCAACAAGUAGGCUGCAAAAUCCAUGGAGGGUUAUGUCUUCACUAGAAAUGGAGUCUUGCUUUAUCCCAAGAAGGGAAAGCCUAUACUUUUCUGGCUCUGCUGAAAUGAAUUUGAUCAGUCCUUCGAGGGAGAGCAUUUAUCUGAGUCCAUGUGGUGACACGACGGGUAGUACAAGCUCCUUUCUCGUCGAAGAAGAAAGGAUCACUCAAUCUCCAUACAUCAAGUUCAAUGAUAUGCCUAACGUUGCAGGAAUGGAUGACGUUCAUCAAACAGAAGCAGCAGUGAUCAGCAAUACAGAAAGACCUUCCAAGAUCAAGUUAAUGCAUUCCUUGAUGGAUUCAAUUUUAGAGAACGAGACAUUCUCAGAUGUAGCAGAUGAUUUUCCAUCUAGUCCCACAUUAGAAAUGAGUGACAACAACAAAAAUCAAGAAGAAUAUCAAAGCCCGGUUUCGGUCCUCGACCAGUUCUUCGCAGAAGACCCCAGCAGUCCAUCGAACAUGACGUUUCAAUCAGCUCGUGGAACCCUAAAACCGAAGCGCCUUCACUUUGAGGAGCACAAAUUAGCAUUUCCCUCACAAGUUAUACAAACGGAAUACGAUCCAUGCAAACACGAACAAGACUACACGGUCUCCAACUACGUUCGUUUGAUACUUGAAGCUUCGUCUCUAAACUGGGAUCAGCUCUCAGCAAUGAGGCUACUUUCCCAACAUCUGCUUCAUCCAUCCUUGUUGGAUCAAGCCCAGUUUCUGCAGUUUGACCCUCACUUCGACACUAAGCUUCUAUUUAAUCACAUCAAUGAAGUCCUGCUCGAAACGCAAGCGAUCCCACUUUUUAUCUCCAUAUUGGCCAGCAUUUGCAAAGCCAAGAAUCUGUUAUUUUCCACUGGAAGAAGCUGUAGUUGA